AUGCUCGUGGAGAAGAUCACGCACUUGCUGGAGAUGUUACACACUACCCAAGUGCAAUCAGACAUGUACCUCCAGGAUCUCCAACGGUCCAACUCCAUGCUCCAGGGACUGAGGGAAAAGAACAAGAACCUGUACGAGAAGGUUCAGAUGUGCGAAACCUGGAAGAUGCGAGCCUUGCUGAAGAUCGCUUCGAAUGAGUUCGAGAUGAGGAGUUCAGUCAAGGGCCACAAGUCCAGCAUCAAGGAGGGCAAUGCUCUGUACCUGGAUGGCCUGCAGUACUCCAACAAGGAGAUUGGUGAGCUCAAGAAGCUCAUCCAGAACUACAUGAAGGAAGAAAACGUCAAGGAAAUCCGCCUGCAGGACAACAACCUAGACAAGACUGCGGUACCACUCAUUUGCGAGCUGCUGGACCUGUGUCCGUACCUCACAAAGCUGGACAUGCGGAGGAACAGGCUCGACAACGAUGCUCUGGCUGAUAUCCAGGGCUUCGUGGAGCGCAUUCCGGGCGUCACUACACUGGUGAAGGACCCCGUGACAGGGGACCUGCGAGCACGCUCGGGAAAUCAGGUGCGGCUGGUGAUCCUCCUGGAGGAUCAGAGUCCACCUGACCCGGACAUGCCAGU
Symbiodinium sp. CCMP2592 is the source of this 623-nucleotide messenger RNA. Lineage: Eukaryota; Dinophyceae; Suessiales; Symbiodiniaceae. The record is from the annotation of a GenBank genome assembly.